Molecule: messenger RNA, 991 nt
Organism: Phaethon lepturus (White-tailed tropicbird)
Lineage: Eukaryota; Metazoa; Chordata; Aves; Phaethontiformes; Phaethontidae
Product: cell surface glycoprotein CD200 receptor 1-B-like
Exons: 5
Biological process (GO): regulation of neuroinflammatory response
Cellular component (GO): external side of plasma membrane
Molecular function (GO): signaling receptor activity
Source: RefSeq, a predicted model, not a curated record
AUGGGGAGCUCACAGCAAGCUGGAUGGUGCAAGAAACCCACAUCACCCACAAACGCAAGAGCUACUUUGAAAGUUGCCAGGAAGACCACGUACACCAUUGUUCUGCUCACCAUCACUGCGGUCACAGAAGCUACAGGGAACAACAGAGUGUCAGCGACAGUAGGUAACAACUCUGUGCUCUCCUGCCCGCCCCCAUCCAACGCAACUAUGGUAACAUGGAAAAUAAGCCCAAAGGUUGGAGGCCCCUGUGCCUUGGGAUACAGGGCUGAUCAGAACAAGACGGACAGAACAAACUGCAGCGACAGCAUGAACUGGAAAUUCAGACCAGAUCGGGACCCUGCCCUUGAGAUACGGCGAGUGGGAAUAGCCCAUGAGGGAAAUUACACCUGCGAAGUGGUAGCGACAGAAGGGAAUUUCCACAAGACGUACGACCUGACCGUGCUGGUGCCCCCCAGGCUGACCCUGUACUGUGAUGACCGCGGGAACCCUGUGUGCGAGGCAGCGGCAGGGAAGCCGGCUGCUCAGAUCUCUUGGGUCCGAGAGAGCAACUCCACCCCCAAGGAAGAAGGCCAUGACAACGGGACAGUGACUGUUCUCAGCAAGUUCACAGCAUACAGCACCAAUGUGACUAAUACAACCUGCAUUGCGUCCCACCCAGCUGGGAACCAGAGCAAGUCCAUAGCCUGUUAUCCCUCAGAGAAUGGUACAUGGUUUCUCCACUGUGUCAUCAGCCUUGCUAGUCUCCUGGGACUCCUCAUCCUGCUUGCUGUUCAUCUCUACACCUUCUGUGAUAGCAGGAAUAACCCCAAGCACCAGUACAGGCUGGGAGCCCACCAGCUGGAAAGCAGCUCUAGAGAGGACCUUGGGAUCCUGGUGGACCCCAAGCUGACCAUGACCCAGCAAUGCACCCACAGGACAAAGGUGGCCAACAGCAUCCGGGGCUGCAUUAGGAAGAACAUUGCCAAAAGGUCGAGGGAGGUGAUUUACUCAG